CGACCAAUUUUAUACAUUUGAUUGUAAAUAUCGUAAUGUUCAUAGUUGAUUCAUAUACUGACUAUUCAUUUAAGUAUAUCCGCGCAGACAUAUUUGUUGACGUUGUUGCUUUGCUGUUUCAUGGUCUGAACCUUAAGGUCUACUGCAUGUGCGGGUUUGGUGUUUAAGUUUUUUUUACUGAUAAACAUGACUGUUACACAGGAAAAAGUCAACUGGAAGCGCACCCUUUUUAUUCAUUAUCAUACAUGUUUUUGUUAAACUUAAACUCACGGUGGCGCUAUACACCAGCCUUAAGUUGUUGAAUGACUCUCCUUUGGCGUGGAACCUCAUUCUUGCUCCUGUGAUACGAUAAGAACAAACAUAUUGGACCUGGUGUUUCUUUCCGUGUGGUUGAACGUUAUUUUUGGCUUCAUUCCUCCACCUAUUCUGGAUAAUCCAUCGAAUAUGUUUUCGAAAAUGAUCGCGUUUCCGACGUGUGGCUUCUAUUUCGUUCUGCUUUUUGCGCAUGUCGCUCAUGGAGACCUGAGCUAUUCUUUUCCAGAAGAGAUGAAACGAGGAUCAAUUAUUGGAAAUGUGGCCAAGGAUCUUGGGCUCGACAGGGGUGCACUGUCCAUCAGAAGAGCCCGCAUGGAAGCGGAUGGGACUGAAAAGCGUUACUGUGACAUAAACUUGAAUAACGGAGAGUUGAUUGUCGCCGAAAGGAUUGACCGAGAGGGGCUUUGUGGAGAAAAGGCUUCGUGCAUCCUAAAACACGAGCUUGUGCUGGAAAAUCCUCUCGAGCUCCAUUUGAUAAAUCUUCACAUCCAAGAUGUUAAUGAUAAUUCCCCACAAUUUAAGGAAGACUUGAUUAACAUAGAAAUUACAGAAAUGGCAGUUAGGGGAGCUCGUUUUGUGAUCGAAGAGGCGCGCGAUACGGAUGUAGGACAGAAUUCAGUUCAGCAAUACAGCCUUAAAAAUAACGCUAAUUUCAUUUUGGCUGCAGAUGGGAAUACAUUAGAGAUCGUUCUUGAAAAAGAGCUUGAUCGUGAAAAACAACACGCGAUCGAUUUGCUCCUCACAGCUUUAGAUGGAGGUUCUCCUCAGAGAUCAGGUACUGUCGUCAUACACGUCACUGUACUGGAUGCUAAUGAUAACGCCCCAGUGUUUAGUCAGGCCGUUUAUAAAGCCAGUCUGCCUGAAAACUCUCCUCCUGGUACUGUAGUGGUCACAGUGAGUGCUAGUGACGCAGACAAGGGGUUAAAUGGUGAUGUCACUUAUGACUUUGGACACGUUGGUGAUGACGUAAAGAAGGUAUUUAGUAUAGAUCGUAAUGUCGGUAAGAUUCGAGUAAUUGGGAUUGUUGAUUAUGAAACUACGAGAUCAUUUGAAAUACGCGUCAAAGCAAAAGAUGGAUUAGGGCUGUCGUCUUAUGCGAAUGUAGUACUUGCUAUUACUGAUGUGAAUGACAACACCCCUGUAGUUAGUUUGAAAUCACUAACGAAUCCCAUUCCAGAGGAUACGGCACCUGGUACUGAGGUGGGCAUCGUUAACGUGCAGGAUAGAGACUCCGAGGCUAACAGACAGGUCCGCUGCUCCAUUCAUCAAAAUGUCCCUUUUAAAUUGGUUCCUUCUCUCAAAAAAUAUUAUUCUCUGGUGACCACAGGACAACUGGACCGUGAACUAGCGUCAGAUUACAACAUUACAAUCACUGCCACUGAUGAGGGCUCUCCACCUCUGUCCUCCUCUAAAACUGUUCAGUUGUCUGUAGCAGACAUCAACGACAACCCACCUGUGUUUGAGGAACAAUCCUACAGCGCUUAUGUGACUGAAAAUAACAAAGCUGGCUCCACUUUAUGUUCCGUUACCGCUCGAGACCCCGACUGGAGACAAAACGGUACCGUUAUUUAUUCUCUGUUACCCGGUGAGGUGAACGGAGCCCCGGUGUCCUCCUAUCUGUCUGUUAACGGAGACACGGGGGUGGUCCACGCUGUGAGGUCGUUUGAUUAUGAGCAGUUCAGGAGCUUUAAAGUCCACGUGAUGGCCAGAGACAACGGGUCUCCUCCGCUCAGCAGCAACGUGACCGUCAGUGUGUUCGUAUCGGAUGUGAACGACAACUCUCCUCAGAUACUGUACCCCAACCCGGAGGGAAACUCCUUUAUGACCGAGCUGGUCCCCAAAGCUGCGCACGGAGGGUCUCUGGUGUCCAAAGUGAUCGCGGUGGACGCGGACUCCGGACAGAAUGCCUGGCUGUCCUAUCAUAUAGUCAAAUCCACUGAUCCGGGACUUUUCACUAUCGGUCUCCACAGCGGAGAGAUCAGGACUCAGCGGGACAUUUCUGAAUCUGACAGCAUGAAGCAGAACCUCAUUGUGUCGGUGAAAGAUAACGGACAGCCCUCUCUCUCUGCCACCUGUUCCAUGUAUUUACUUAUUUCUGAUAACUUGGCUGAGGUGCCAGAACUGAAGGAUAUUUCUUAUGACGAGAAGAACUCCAAACUGACCUCUUAUCUGAUCAUCGCGCUGGUGUCAGUGUCCACCUUUUUUCUGACCUUUAUCAUCAUCAUCCUCGGUGUGAGGUUUUGUCGCAGGAGAAAGCCCAGACUGUUGUUUGAUGGAGCAGUUGCCAUCCCCAGCGCGUAUCUCCCUCCUAAUUACGCAGACGUGGACGGAACAGGAACUUUACGCAGCACUUACAAUUAUGACGCGUACCUGACAACAGGUUCAAGAACCAGUGACUUUAAGUUCGUGUCAUCUUACAAUGACAACACUCUGCCUGCUGACCAUACUCUGAGGAAAAGUCCAAGUGAUUUCGCUGAUGUGUUUGGUAAAACGGAGAAGUCUUUAGAGGUAUGA
Molecule: messenger RNA, 2829 nt
Organism: Pungitius pungitius (ninespine stickleback)
Lineage: Eukaryota; Metazoa; Chordata; Actinopteri; Perciformes; Gasterosteidae
Product: protocadherin gamma-A11-like
Exons: 1
Coding region: 445-2829 (794 amino acids)
Biological process (GO): homophilic cell-cell adhesion
Cellular component (GO): plasma membrane
Molecular function (GO): calcium ion binding
Source: RefSeq, a predicted model, not a curated record